UCUGCUGGUCUAUAAACACCCUCGAGACCCAUAGCCCAGCACAGGCUGAACUCCAAUACCCAGUGCUCUGGACCAGCCGCCUAAGCAGACAGACAGACAAACGGACAGAGGAAGCAAGAAGAUGGGGCCAGUCGCCUACUUCAGCCUCUGCCUCCUCGGCUGCCUGAUCUUUAACCCCUCGAUGGCCGCCCCCUCUCUCUCAGCAGGGGCACAGGCUGAGCCAUGUCCCAAGGACUGGUUGUCCUUCCACAGCACUUGCUAUGGAUUCUUUGAACAAGAGAAAACCUGGAUGGAGGCUGAGGUUCAUUGCCAGCACGAGAGGCACGGGGCCCAUCUUGCCUCCAUUCACAGUGAUGUAGAAAAUAAAGUGCUGGCCCAUUACAUCAAGCAGAAAUACAAAAAGAUCCACGCCGUCUGGAUCGGACUCACAGACCCCAAGAAGAAUCAAUGCUGGAGAUGGUCAGAUAAUUCCCUGCUCAGUUUCGCAAAUUGGGAGGAUGGGCAACCCCAGAGAUCGAAACCAGACGAGAACUGCGCAGGGUCAUCUCCUGAUUCAGAUUUUAAGAAAUGGCACGAUUAUCCCUGUGAAGACAGACACCCCUUCAUUUGUGAGCACAAACCCUAGGGGAGGCAGCUCACCUGGACCAGAGGGCUCCCAACACCUGGGCUGUGAGUGAAUCGGGUCCCUCUGGCUCCCUGGGGAGACCAGAUCCUGUGUCCCAGGUUGCAAAGUCCCUUCUGCAAAGCAUCGCUGAGUUACGCUGUGUCACUCCCGCUCUGCUCUGCCCCCUUCUCUCCCUGUCACACCCACGCUCUGCUCUUCUCAGCCAUCUCAGCACAGUGCAGUGAUAAUAAACUUUCUCUCCAGCAUUCAGCUCAGUGUGUGUCUCCUUUCUUGUGUUCCUGACUCUGGCAUGGACAGUCCCCUGUGUCGCCUGUCACCAGCAUCAGCACCCCAGAGCCAGCGCUUCAGGGGAAAGAAAUGGACUGUAUUAAGAAUGAGGAGGGCCCUGCCCUUCUGGUUAAAAAGUGGAU
Messenger RNA from Mauremys reevesii (Reeves's turtle), 1035 nucleotides. RefSeq names its product C-type lectin lectoxin-Enh4-like. NCBI's taxonomy places the organism in Eukaryota, Metazoa, Chordata, Testudines, Geoemydidae. Gene Ontology annotation, molecular function: signaling receptor activity. Bases 122 to 625 code for a protein of 167 amino acids. The transcript has 6 exons. The record is from RefSeq and is a predicted model, not a curated record.